Rotaria sp. Silwood2 is the source of this 1413-nucleotide messenger RNA. The record is from the annotation of a GenBank genome assembly. Lineage: Eukaryota; Metazoa; Rotifera; Eurotatoria; Philodinida; Philodinidae.
AUGACAACUACUAACAACGGUAAUGAUGCGCAAUUGGAAGACAACAACACAACACUUAAUAGUAACAAUAUGAACCAAUCAUCAACAUCUACUAAUUCAGUAACGCAAGAGGCGACUAGUAAUGAAUCAACAACAGCAACAAAUUCAAAGCCUCAAGAAUCUUCAUUCGAACAAGCUUUCUUCUUUGGUUUAACUAUUGAUGAUGCAGUUAAUUCAACUGAAAAUCUUAUGGAAUUAUUUUAUAAUGCUUGCAAAUUUAAUCAUUUAGAACUCGUAAAAAGAUGUGUUGAAGAAAAACAUGUUAAUGUUAAUGAAUUAUUCAAUAAUGAUUAUCCACUAUGUAUUGCUAGCCAUAAAGGUCACAUUGAAGUAGUUCGUUAUUUAUUGGCUCAUGGUGCUGAUAUUCAUCUCAAACGAGAGCUUAAUCUAUCAAACGCACGUAGCAAUAAUCGUUUAACACGUGCUAAUGUAACAUAUGGUGAUAGUCCACUUUCACUUGCAGUCAAAUAUGGUUUUGAAGAUAUUGCUAUUGAACUUGCUGAACAUGGAAGUGAUAUAUUAAAUGCAAAUAAUGAUUUUGAAAAAUCUCCAUUACAAGAUGCUAUUCGACUUAAUCGUACUCGUGUUGUAAAAGUUUUUCUUGAUAAACUUAAAAAUACUAAAGCAAUAUCAGAUUAUGAUGAAUCAUUAUUAUUACAGAAAAAAGGUGAUAUACUUCGACAAUGUCUUAUUAAUGAUCAAAUAGAUGCAUUACGUUUAUUUGUACCUCAUGUAUGGGAAGAACUUAACAGUGAUUUUAUGUUUACUGUAUUAAGUAAUCUUAUGUUAAAAAAUAAAAUUCAAUCAGAUAAAGCAUUUGAUGUAUUAGAAACAAUACUUGAUGCUAUUCCAACAUCAAAAUUAAAAAUGUAUGAUAUUGGAGAUUUACUUCGACGAUUUUUACAUAUUUUACAGGCACAAUUUUUAACAAUCAAUGAUGAUCGAAUUCCAAUUCUUUAUUUACGUACAUCACUUCUUUUUACUAUACUAAAAUAUCAUGAAAUAGUUGAUUUUACUAAAUAUUUAGACUUGUUAGAUGUUUAUUUUCGGGCUAUUUAUAAUAGUGUUGAAAGUGCAGGCGAAGGAGUUAAUCAAAUAUAUGAAUAUAUCGUUCGCUUUUAUGACAAUCUUAUUUUAAUGGGUCAUCUUAUUCUGACGAACAAUACCGUCAUAUUAAAAUUACUCGAAUGUGAACAUGUUCAACGUAUGCAACCAAUUGAUAUGUAUCUAUCAUGGCGUGCACGUAAUCCAUUUUUACUCAAAGAGAGUUGCCGUCUUAUGAUCAAAAAUACAUUACCGUCUUAUAAGCGUGCUAUACUCGAAAAAUUAAAUCUUAAUGAAGAUGCAUUUUUAUAUUUAUAUUAUCAACGAUAG